AUGGACAUCACCGAGCUUCUUACAACAAUGGAUCUAGAACGCGGGGUAGAAGAGGUCGUGGACCUCAGAGCACUGGACUAUGUCUCAACAUACGACGAGCAUCUAAUGUGCCCUAUAUGUCACUGCCCCUUUAUACGACCCUUGCGACUACAGUGCGACCAUGUGUUUUGCCAAAAAUGCAUCAACGACGCCAUCAUGUCAACUGAUUCUGACUCGCGUGACUUUCGAUGUCCGUCUUGUCGUGCUCGUGGUGACAUCAGUGGCAAGGUGCCAAAGAUAUUGAUUAAUAUGUGUGAUGAUGUGCGCGUACGAUGUCCGUAUUCCGGUGAAGGGUGCGCCGAGAUUAUGGCUCGUGGACAUGUGCAGUUGCAUGUGGACAAGUACUGUGAUUACAAGUUGAUGAAAUGUCCGGAUUUCACCUGCGAGCAAAAGACGCGCAAGAAGAAUAUAAACACCGAAAGGUGUAUGCAUCAUACGGUGAAAUGUGAAGCUUGCGAAGAGGACGUCAUGGAGCAGGAUUUAGAGGAACAUCAAGACCAACACUGUCCUAGCUUACGGACAACUUGUCCUGAUUGCGGCGCUAUGAUAUUUCGUAGCGCAUUAGAGCAGCAUAUUGAGACGUGUCCUGAAGCUAUUCACCCAUGCCAGGCAUCAAAAUAUGGAUGUCCGACUAAGCUUAAGCGUUCGGAACUGACGAUUCACGAACGAAGUUGCCCGUUGAUUACCAUGGGCCCAUAUCUAGAAGUGCAAAACUCACGCAUUGACUCGCUUGAUAUGACGAUCCGACAACUACGACAGAGGAAUGAGAUUCUUGAAGAUGGGAUCGCCAAUAUCCGCUCCACUCUAAUGGAAAGUGCGCGUAUCAUGCCUGAAAUUCGAAAUCAACGCCAGUCUUCCAGUGACGACGUGGCCCAGAACCAAUCUCAAUCUGGACCUAGAGAGGUUGAAGACAAUGAUCGCUCAUCACAAUUAUCAUCCUCUACCGCUAUGACAUAUCUCCUAUCCCUGCAUGAGUCUCUACGAGAAGAAGUAUCUCAGCUAUCACACGCAAUGACGGACCUUGAUGCUCGAGCAAGUAUGGCCAUCUUGAACGAAAGCAUGCGUGUCAAGGAAGACUUGGCUCAUACAAGCGCCGCAAUCAAUACAAUACGAAUGCAAAUGCAUUGGCUGUUGAAUCCUCGGUUACAACAAGGCCAUCGACUUGGAGGAGCAACUGGAGGAGCAGGAGAUGCAAGCCCUGGUCCGAGUCGACCAGCCCCUAGGCCUGGACCUGGGCCUGGAUAUGGUGGUUUGACUCCACGACGGUUGAGUGAUACAAGUCGCGAGGGGACGAAACUGUAG
Molecule: messenger RNA, 1341 nt
Organism: Talaromyces marneffei
Lineage: Eukaryota; Fungi; Ascomycota; Eurotiomycetes; Eurotiales; Trichocomaceae
Exons: 2
Coding region: 1-1341 (446 amino acids)
Molecular function (GO): zinc ion binding
Source: RefSeq, a predicted model, not a curated record